AUGAUCGCGUCUCGCAGUACUCUGUCUUCCGAUGCUGCUGGUUGCGGAGGAUCGGGUUUUGUUUCCCUUGCGUGGUCAGCAGAUGGUGGAACUUUAGCGGGUCUUUCAGAUCGUCUCUGCAGUUGGCGUCUCAUCACAAAGCCGAAUCCCGGUGGUGUAGCAGGUUUUCACCACAUUCUAGAUCGUUCUCGAGUAGUCCGCGUCUUCGAUACUACCGACCGUCGAAAUCGCCUUUUUGUCUCCUGCGCUUCACCUGGGGUGCCAUAUUUCCCCUCCACUAUGAUUGCCAUGGAAGUUCACUCAGGUAUAUGCUUUGUUUUUGAUCCCAUUGACAUGCUCUCCUGUUCGCCUACGAAUCCUCCUGCUACUUUUACUAUGUCAACGUCUGUUGAAGAAGAUCCUGUGCUGUCAGAUGUGACUUCGGAGAUGUUGAAUAAGUCUUGA
Messenger RNA from Rodentolepis nana, 444 nucleotides. The record is from the annotation of a GenBank genome assembly. Lineage: Eukaryota; Metazoa; Platyhelminthes; Cestoda; Cyclophyllidea; Hymenolepididae.